AUGCCUAGGCUUUCGUACGUCCGGAUUGGUGGUUUCCAUUCAUAUGCGCCCUUGUGUGGGGAUGAUAAACCGUCGUCAAAAUUAGAAAGCGCUGUCAAUGCCUUGAAAGAAGAAAAGAAGGAUAUUUCUGACGGAAAAGCUGGGCCGGCGUUGGAAGAUGAAAAGAAGCUUUCGAAACCUGGCGAAUUGGCUGCACCGCCGUCUGUACCUGCAACAGCUUUGAAGCCUUCAAUAUGGGAACGUAUCAAGAAAGAGGCCGCACAUUAUUACCACGGUUUUCGCCUUCUGUUCCUGAACGUGCGCGUGUGCAAAAAAUACGUGAAAAAAAUUUUACGAGGCGAAACGUUGUCACGGCGCGAGAAUCAGCAGCUUGUUCGGACAGUAUCUGAUCUGUUUCGGCUACUACCGUUCUCCAUCUUCAUAAUUGUUCCAUUCAUGGAACUCCUGCUUCCUGUAGCGCUGUGGCUCUUCCCCAACAUGUUGCCGUCUACAUUUGAGAGUCAAAAUGAGAAGGAAGAAAAGUUGAAGAAAACUUUUCGUAUCAAACUGAAGAUGGCGAAAUUUUUGCAAGUUACGCUGGAUGAAAUGGCUGCUGAAGCGAAAAGAAGUUCGCAUGAAACCUCCGAUAAAGCGAAGGAACUCGUGGAAUUUUUUCAGAGCGUUCGCCAAGGAGGUGGAAAAGUCAGUCCGGAAAAAAUUAUCCGCUUCAGUAAACUUUUCGAGGACGAGUUGACUUUGGAUUCUUUGAAUCGGCAGCAGCUCGUAGCCCUCUGUAGAAUGCUGGAGUUGCAACCUAUCGGCACUCAGGCCUUCCUUAGGUGGCAACUCCGAAUGAGAUUGCGAAGUUUGAAAGCCGAUGAUAAGCUCAUCUUAAAGGAAGGAGUCGACAGUCUUACUGUUUGGGAACUGCAGCAAGCGUGUAAAUCUCGCGGUAUGAAAGCCUUCGGUGUUUCCGAAGAUCGAAUGCGUCAAAACCUCAACGAAUGGCUCGUUCUAAGUUUGAACGAGAAAGUUCCAACUUCUUUGUUGCUUUUGUCUCGCGCAUUGUAUAUUCCUGAUGAUCUCUCACCGGAAGUGCAGUUGGAAGCAACUAUUUCGCAGUUGCCGGAGAGCGUCGCUCGUAAGGCAAAGGUCAGAGUAGACGAGAAGGAAGGCAAAGUCAGUUACAAAGAUCAAUACGAAAUCGUGAAAGAAGAAGAAGCAAUCAUUGAGCUAGAAAGCGAAGAGCGAAGACUGGAAGAACUGAAGUUGAUGGAACAAGCGGCGAAAAAAAUUCACAUGCCGGUAGCCGAAUCGAUUUUGGGGGAAGGAGCGAAAGCUGUAGCCCAGUUAUCUGCAAUUACUGGAGAAUCCACUGGAGCUAUCGUUAAUCGCAUGGCACAAUCCAAUGUUCUGAAAGAUCGAGCCCCGAUAUUGGAGGCACGCCAAAAAGAGUUACCGAAGUACGAGGAGGACAUGCAAGACAUUGCCGACAUUCCCAAGCGUCCAGCUGCUNCACCGGAAGUGCAGUUGGAAGCAACUAUUUCGCAGUUGCCGGAGAGCGUCGCUCGUAAGGCAAAGGUCAGAGUAGACGAGAAGGAAGGCAAAGUCAGUUACAAAGAUCAAUACGAAAUCGUGAAAGAAGAAGAAGCAAUCAUUGAGCUAGAAAGCGAAGAGCGAAGACUGGAAGAACUGAAGUUGAUGGAACAAGCGGCGAAAAAAAUUCACAUGCCGGUAGCCGAAUCGAUUUUGGGGGAAGGAGCGAAAGCUGUAGCCCAGUUAUCUGCAAUUACUGGAGAAUCCACUGGAGCUAUCGUUAAUCGCAUGGCACAAUCCAAUGUUGUAAGUCGACGAGGAAGUGAAGUUCAUGAGAAAGAGCCUGUCGUCGGUGAUCACUCACAGGUUGUCAGUCAGGAAGUCCUCGAAAGUCUUGAGGAUGCCAUCGAACAUCUGCAAACUGAGAAGCAGAAAGCUGUUCAAAGCGAACGAGAAAAGCUCGAAGCGAUUAAGCAAGAAAUUCUGGAAUAUUCCGAAGAUGUCAAAGACUUGGAGGAAAUCGCCAAGAGUUCUGAGGUUAAGGUUCGAGAGAGCCGUGCUGCCAAAAUCCUCCACAAGAAAGUGCAUUCGAUGAUCAGAAAAAUGGAUAAAGUUGUGAAUCAGUUGGAGCUGGGUAAAACUGAGCUGGAAAGCCAGAUCGAAGAGAAAGGUUCAACCGAGAAGAGAGAACGAGAACUUGUUCGAGUCGAAGACUUGCUUGUGGCUAUCAGUGAUCUUCAAAAAGUGCCUGAUGAUACCUUGANUCAAAUCAUGCGUGGCGGAAUGCUCGAUAAAAAGGGCCCGUUGAGUUUCGGAAAACAGUCCGAUGUCAAAGACUUGGAGGAAAUCGCCAAGAGUUCUGAGGUUAAGGUUCGAGAGAGCCGUGCUGCCAAAAUCCUCCACAAGAAAGUGCAUUCGAUGAUCAGAAAAAUGGAUAAAGUUGUGAAUCAGUUGGAGCUGGGUAAAACUGAGCUGGAAAGCCAGAUCGAAGAGAAAGAAGUUUUUCACGGACUUGAUACCUUGAAGAAGCGUAUCGCCGAAGUUCUACGUUUGUUCGACGAAGACAAAGAUGGAGCAGUUGACGUGAAGCUCGUUGUACGGGUGCUUGAACUCCUCGGCAAAGAAAACAUCAAGCUGAGUGACAAGAUGGUCGGCGAAUUAAUGAACCUUGUCGAUAGGCAGAAAAUUCUCGACGAAUUGGAUUCCCCCAAGCGUGAACGUCAGGCGUCGGAUUCAGCUGUUGCUGACCGCCAGAAUUCAACUACAGGGUCGCAGAAAGUGAACGAGAAUCGGCGAAACGUUUAA
Molecule: messenger RNA, 2820 nt
Organism: Notodromas monacha
Lineage: Eukaryota; Metazoa; Arthropoda; Ostracoda; Podocopida; Cyprididae
Source: the annotation of a GenBank genome assembly